UCACUUGGCUUGGUUUAGAGCACAGAGCAAACAUGGGGUCUCUGAUGGUCUCUGCUACUCUGACUCUAGUCUUGGCCAUUGUGUCCCUCACCUUGCCAUCUCAAAUCUCUGCCGACGGCUACAUUUACUCCUCACCUCCGCCACCUAAGGAGUACCCUCCGGUGUCUCCACCCUACCACUACCACUCACCACCUCCUCCAGUUUACUCUCCUCCACCACCUAAAUACUACUACAAAUCACCACCACCGCCACCAAAGAAGCCGUACAAGUACCCUUCUCCUCCUCCACCAGUGCAUGUCUACCCAAAACCCACUUACCACUCACCACCACCACCACCAAAGAAGCCAUACAAGUACCCUUCUCCCCCACCACCAGUGCAUGUCUACCCAAAACCCACUUACCACUCACCACCACCACCACCACCUAAGAAGCCAUACAAGUAUCCUUCUCCACCACCACCAGUGUACUAUCCCCCAAAGCAUCCUUACCACUACAAAUCUCCACCACCACCACCAAAGAAGCCAUAUAAGUACCCUUCUCCUCCUCCACCAGUGCAUGUCUACCCAAAACCCACUUACCACUCACCACCACCACCACCAAAGAAGCCAUACAAGUACCCUUCUCCACCACCACCAGUGCAUGUCUACCCAAAACCCACUUACCACUCACCACCACCACCACCUAAGAAGCCAUACAAAUACCCUUCUCCUCCACCACCAGUGUACUAUCCUCCUAAGCAUCCUUACCACUACAAAUCUCCCCCACCACCCCCGAAGAAGCCAUACAAGUACCCCUCUCCCCCUCCACCAGUUUAUGUUUACCCAAAACCACACUACCACUCCCCACCACCACCACCCCACAAUCCAUACAAGUACCCAUCUCCUCCCCCUCCAUCUCACCCACUCCCUCAUCCUUACCCACACCCACACCCACACCCACACCCGGUUUACCACUCUCCUCCUCCACCAGUUCACCCACAUCCUUACCCUCACCCACACCCUGUUCCACAUCCAGUGUACUCUCCCCCUAAGCAUCCUUACCCUCACCCACACCCUGUUCCACAUCCAGUGUACAAAUCUCCCCCACCAUCCCCCAAGAAGCCAUACAAGUACCCCUCUCCCCCUCCACCAGUUCAUGUUUACCCAAAACCACACUACCACUCCCCACCACCACCACCCCACAAGCCAUACAAGUACCCAUCUCCUCCCCCUCCAUCUCACCCACUCCCUCAUCCUUACCCACACCCACACCCAGUCCCACACCCAGUUUACCACUCUCCUCCUCCACCAGUUCACCCACAUCCUUACCCACACCCACACCCACACCCUGUUCCACACCCAGUUUACCCACAUCCUUACCCUCACCCACACCCUGUUCCACAUCCUGUGUACCACUCUCCUCCACCUCCAGUACACAAGCCUUACAUCUAUGCAUCUCCUCCCCCUCCUUACCACUCUUAGAUCACUAUGAUAUGAAGAAGAAUAUUUGGAAAUAAAGAAAGCGAUGGAAGGAAGAAGCGCUUCAUCAUCAUAAUACAGGAAAGAGAAGAAGAAAGGAAGCAAAGUUUCCGCGUUUUGUCGUGAAUGAUCAUAAGAUCGAACAAGUGUUUAUUUAUUAUGGUAGGAUUGAUUAGUAUAUGUAUGUUUUUAUUUUAUUUUGAAAUUUGACAGUUGUAAAGCACUGCGUUUUCCGCUAUGGUCCACGUAGUAGUACGAGUACAUGCAUGGCAUGCUGUGUAAUUCUCAACCUGCUGCAUUUGCAGAGGUAGCAAUCAAUCAUAUUGUAAUAAAUUAUAAUAUUUUCUC
Molecule: messenger RNA, 1805 nt
Organism: Lotus japonicus
Lineage: Eukaryota; Viridiplantae; Streptophyta; Magnoliopsida; Fabales; Fabaceae
Product: extensin-like
Exons: 2
Coding region: 33-1460 (475 amino acids)
Source: RefSeq, a predicted model, not a curated record